AUGAAACAUAAGUUGAAGCAUUUUAUUUGGAAGUGCUUGCAUGAUGUUUUACCAGUUAAUGAGCCUAUCAAAAGGAGAACAGUAAAGGUGAGGACAAAUGCAGGAAGAACUGCAAAUAAAGCUAUACAUGAGUGGUCUGAAUAUAAAGAAGUGAGCAUUGGAGAAGACAAAACAGAGGAAAACGGGGAAAAACAAGUGGCAAAAUCGAGUAGAUGGCAUCCACCCCCGCAGGGGUUUAUCAAGCUAAACUCUGAUGCAGUUUUGGAGCAAAAGGAAAGGAGAAUAGGUUGGGGGGUAGUGGCCAGAAGGGAGGAUGGGGAGAUUGUUGGAGCUUGGGCAGGAGGUGAAAGGAGAGACGAAAACCCAACAGUGGAGGAAGCCUUAGCAAUCAGAAAAGCUGUCAUCAAGGCAAAGCAGAGUGGCUGGAACGAAGAUGUCAUCCAAUCUGACUGUAAACAAAUGGUUGAUAAGCUCAAGGAUAUGAAUGCUGAAGAUUCAGUUACAGGGACUAUCUUAAUUGAUAUACUGAAGCUAAGCCAAGGGUUCGAUGAAUGUUGCUUCUCAUUUGUUAAAAGAGAUGGUAACUGA
This is a messenger RNA of Coffea arabica (coffee), 588 nucleotides long. RefSeq lists its product as uncharacterized. Gene Ontology annotation, molecular function: RNA-DNA hybrid ribonuclease activity; nucleic acid binding. The record is from RefSeq and is a predicted model, not a curated record. NCBI's taxonomy places the organism in Eukaryota, Viridiplantae, Streptophyta, Magnoliopsida, Gentianales, Rubiaceae.